Molecule: messenger RNA, 1545 nt
Organism: Aedes albopictus (Asian tiger mosquito)
Lineage: Eukaryota; Metazoa; Arthropoda; Insecta; Diptera; Culicidae
Exons: 1
Coding region: 1-1545 (514 amino acids)
Source: RefSeq, a predicted model, not a curated record
AUGGAACAAACAAGUGAGUCAUGCAGGGAAUCUGCUCCAACCCUGAAUGAAAGAGCGAUAUGCAACGGUACACAAGUUACAAUCCCACCAGAAGCUGAGGUGUUGCUUAGUCUGGGCCCCAAAUUUGCUCUUCCGCACACCAAAUCUGACCCAGUAUUCUUCUAUCAUAUGCUGGCAGAUAUUGAAUGCAUCCUCAAGUCAGAAAACGAUGCAUCCAUACAGGACCGUACAAGAUGUGCAGUCGCCAAUGUGGUUCUGAACCACCUACAUCGAGGUGAAAAUCAGAACAGUCAUCAAGACCCUCUGGUGAAGUUCUGCAAAAGCGCCGAAAAAGUCACAAGGAAGUUUCUGAAAGAGCACCCAGACGUCGCCGUUGUAAAAUCAGACAAAGGCAAUAAGACAGUCUUGAUGCCAUCCCAAGACUACCAAUCCAAGAUGCUGGAGCUACUGCGAGACCGUGAAACGUACGAACCAAUAUCGAGAGACCCCACAACCCGUUUUCAGCAACAGAACAACAGCAUUGUUCGCCGUCUUCGAAACCUCGAACUAAUCGAUGCGAAAACCGCCAAGCACCUAACAACGUACAAAGCCGUCUGUCCCAGAAUAUACGGUCAACCCAAGGCUCACAAGCAGGGCCUCCCACUCCGUCCAGUGGUUCCAAACAUGACGGCACCGUCUUACCACCUCUCCAAGUUUGUAAGCAACAUCCUUCAACAAUCACUGGUAAGCGCAUACAAUAUUCAGGAUUCAUACUCGUUUUGUGAGUUCAUCAACGGCGUAACCUUGCCAGAAAAACACGUGUUGAUCUCACUAGAUGUGAAGUCCCUGUUCACGUCUAUACCGAGAACACUUGUGAUAAACAACAUUAUCAUGAGGUGGGACACGAUCAGAUCCAAUACAAAUAUCUGUCUCGAUCUGUUCCUGGAGAUAGUAGAUUUCUGUAUGAGCUCUAGCUACUGCAAGUUCAAUGGACAACACUAUCUCCAAGUGUCUGGCACAGCCAUGGGAAACCCUGUUUCACCAGCCCUUGCAGAUCUUGUCAUGGAAAGCCUGUUAGAUACCGUUCUUCAAAAGCUAGACUUUCCACUCCCAUUCAUCAGAAAAUACGUGGACGAUCUGAUAAUGGCGAUACCAUUAAACAAACUACAACACAUAAUGGACAUAUUCAACAGCUAUGACAUCCACAUCCAGUUCACAUACGAACUGGAAGUGGAGAACUGUCUACCCUUCUUAGAUAUGCUCCUAACAAGGCAUGACAACCAGAAGGUCACAACACGGUGGUACCAAAAACCGAUCGCUAGCGGAAGGUUUCUAAAUUUCCACUCUUUCCACCCCAUGAAUCAAAAGCUGAAUACAGCCAAAAACUUUAUAAAAAGGGUCAACAAGCUAUCAACAGACCUAGAUGAGCAUGAUAAAAUUAAAAUAAUAGAUGACCAACUAAAACAAAACGGCUUUCCGAAAUCGCUACGCAACAGGCUCACGAACAGAAUGAAUGAGCAUAGCAUGAAUGAGCAGCACCGAUCGUCGCCAAGGGGCUGUCCAUAA